Halteromyces radiatus is the source of this 2495-nucleotide messenger RNA. RefSeq names its product ATP-dependent RNA helicase ded-1. The record is from RefSeq and is a predicted model, not a curated record. The transcript has 7 exons. Bases 1 to 2235 code for a protein of 744 amino acids. NCBI's taxonomy places the organism in Eukaryota, Fungi, Mucoromycota, Mucoromycetes, Mucorales, Cunninghamellaceae. Gene Ontology annotation, cellular component: nucleus. Gene Ontology annotation, molecular function: RNA helicase activity; RNA binding; ATP binding.
AUGAUCACAGUUAAAUUAUUAAGAAGGGAUCUAUUCCAACUGGCCAAUGCGGGCUUUGAUUUAUCUAGUCCAAUGCGAAAGAUGAACCAAGAAAAUUCCAUAGAUAAAUUGGAACAACAAUUUGCCAACACUGGAUUUGGUGACAAUCCUCCUUCUAAUGCUCCUUCGUCUGGUCAAUCUUUUAUGAAUGAUGGUAGUACUCCUUCAGGGGCAUCUAAUUAUAAUAAAGGUUGGAAUAAUCAACGACCUCCUCGUGCUGAAGGGUGGUAUCGUAAUGAUUAUAAUCGUGAUGGUGGUCAAAGACAAUGGCAACAACGUGGAUCAUAUGGUUAUCGAAACAACACACGACCUGGUGAUGACUUUGUCCCUCGUCGUUCAGAUACUCAAGGUUAUUUCAAGGACGGUGUUCAUCAUAUCGGCAAAAGAAAUCCUCGUAUAGAACGUGAAUUAUUUGGUAGUCCUGAAGAUCUAGAUCGUCAACAUACUGGUAUCAACUUUGAAAAAUAUGACGAUAUUCCUGUAGAAGCAACUGGUGAAAACUGUCCUGAAGCCAUCUCAACUUUCACUGCUCCUCCUUUGGAUCCUCAUUUAUUGACUAACAUUGAAUUGGCAAGAUAUUCUACUCCUACUCCUGUUCAAAAAUAUUCCAUUCCCAUUGUGGCUGCUGGAAGAGAUCUAAUGGCAUGUGCUCAAACAGGUUCUGGUAAAACUGGUGGUUUUCUCUUCCCUAUUUUAUCAGAAAUGUAUUCCAAAGGUCCAUCAUCAAAACAAGAUGCAUCCAAGGAUAAUAAUGAAGAAUCUGAAAACAAACGUGUCAUGGCGACUCCUGCUGGUUAUCCCACUGUACUGAUUCUUGCACCAACACGUGAACUUGUUUCACAGAUCUAUGAAGAAGCCAACAAGUUUGCCUAUCGAAGUUGGGUACGACCAUGUUGUGUAUAUGGCGGUACGGAUAUUUCUCAUCAAAUUCGACAGAUUGGACGUGGAGGAUGUGACCUUUUAGUGGCAACACCUGGACGAUUGGUAGAUCUUCUUGAACGACGUCAUGUAUCUUUACAACAUUUACAAUAUCUAGUACUGGAUGAAGCGGAUCGAAUGCUGGAUAUGGGAUUUGAACCUCAAAUUCGACGUAUUGUUGAAGGAGAAGAUAUGCCUGGUGUUCAAGAUCGCAUUACACUGAUGUUUUCGGCUACUUUCCCAAGAGAUAUUCAACACUUGGCACGGGACUUUUUGAAGGACUAUGUCUUUUUAUCGGUAGGACGUGUUGGAUCGACAUCAGAAAACAUUACUCAAAAGGUACUCUUUGUGGAAGAUGAUGACAAACGGGCGGCACUAUUAGAUAUUCUACAUACGGAUAGCAAUGGAUUUAUGAAAAAGGGUGCUUUGACUUUGAUCUUUGUGGAAACUCGACGUAUGGCCGAUAGUUUGAAUGACUUUUUGAUAUCACAACAAUUUCCAGCAACUGCUAUUCAUGGAGACAGAACUCAAGCACAACGUGAACGGGCUUUAGAAUCAUUUCGUAUGGGUCGUACUCCUUUGUUGGUUGCUACCGCUGUGGCUGCUCGUGGAUUGGAUAUCGCCAAUGUGGAACAUGUGAUUUCAUUUGAUUUACCUUCUUAUAUUGAUGAUUAUGUGCAUCGUAUUGGUCGUACAGGUCGUGCUGGAAACACUGGUCUUGCUACUGCCUUUUUCAAUCGAAACAACAAGAAUAUUGUCAAUGAUUUUAUUGCUCUACUCAAAGAAGCCAAUCAAGAAGUACCUGAUUUUAUGGAAGCUGUAGCUCGAGAAGGAAAAUCAUCAUCAUCAUCAUCAACAACAACAGCAACGAUGGGUCGUGGACGUGGUCGUGGAAGAGGAAUGAAUUAUGGUCGAGGGGGUAUUUCAUUUGGUGGUAGGGAUUAUCGUCAAUUUGAUUAUGAACAAAUGAAUAUGUAUGGUGGUAAUCCUGCAAUGGCUGCUGCUGCUGCUGCUGCUACUGGUGGACCUGGUUAUUACAAUAACAAUGCUGGAGGAAUGAUACCAAAUUAUUCUUAUCAUCCUAAUGCUUAUCCUCAAGGUGGUUAUCCUGGUUAUGGAAAUUAUGGAUAUCCUGCUCCUCCACAUUUUCAACCUCCACCUCAAUAUAUGAAUGAUUAUAGUAGUGAUGGACGUCCAAUGGCUCCUAUUCCUCCGCCUUCUGUAUAUAACAAUCGUGGUGAUCCUCUUCAUUAUCAAUCUAAAUCCAACUGGUACUAAAAACGGAACUUUUACUUCCAAAUUUCACUUGGAUUCCCUUUUAUUAUUAUAAUUAUUUUAUUAUUAUUUUUUAUCUAUUUCCCUCUCCUUUUAUGGUACUCCUCUUUUUUUUUUCUCUCUUGCUUUACAAUGAUAUUAUUUUGUAUGAUUCUUUUAUACAUCUUAUUUCUAUUUCCCUCCUUUUUUUUUAGAUUAGUUUAUGGCUGUAGAUAAAACAAUAAAAGUAAUCAUUACUUAUUCAAUGUCUUUUUUUUUUUUUU